CAAAAUGCCUGAAAUCGUGGACGACAAGUCGCAGCACUGUAUCCCCUUCCUACUAGAUCGCCUGCGCGUUCAUACCGAGCGGCACCGCGGCAACCCAAGUACCCCGCCGUUUUUCAUCGGCCUCAAUGGCGUGCAGGGUGCGGGCAAGACAGUCCUGGUAUCCGCUCUCAAUGAUACCCUCCGCUCGGAACCAUACUCGCUCUCGGUCGUGACGUUGUCGCUCGACGAUAUCUACCUUGACCACGCCAAUCAGGUGGCUCUGGCACAAGCGCAUCCAUCAAACCCCCUCCUGCAGCAUCGUGGUCAGCCUUCAACUCACGACCUCGCAUUGGGUGAGGAAGUGUUUGCUUCGCUCGCUGCUGAACGUCCGACAGCCAUUCCACAGUAUGACAAGUCUGCGUUCGAGGGCCAGGGUGACCGUGUGCCAAAGACACAUUGGAACGUCGUCAAUGAAGCGGGUCAGGAGAAAGUGAAGGUCGUGAUUUUCGAAGGGUGGUGUGUCGGAUUUCGUGCGUGGGAUGAGCAAACCCUGCGUGCGAAAUGGGAGGCCGCUGUGCAUCAAAAGGAGAACGGCAAAUAUGAUGGACGACUAGGCCACGUCAAGUUUGAGGAUGUCAAAGCUGUAAACGACGCUUUGAAGCGAUAUGAUGUCUUGACUGAGUGGGUUUCCUCGGCCAUUGGAGACUGCGCAACUAGAAGCUUUGCUAACAUAGGUUUCCUUUCCCUUCGCAGCAAGCUUGAUGCUUUGAUCCAUAUCGAUGCCGAAAACCCUCGUUUCGUCUACGAAUGGCGCCAGGAACAGGAACGCACGCUCCGUGCUGCCAAAGGCGCUGGAAUGACCGAAGAACAGGUCAACCACUUUGUGGACGGAUAUUACCCAUCCUACGAGCUCUUCACUGAAACCCUCCGCGAAGGCGCUUUCAAGCCUACGCCACAUAACCCAUCAGUAUCGAACCCAGACUGGCAAGGACGGCAACUCCGCCUUGUGGUUAAUCGUGAUAGGAGAGUUCAAAAGGUCAUUAGAAUAUAA
Molecule: messenger RNA, 1030 nt
Organism: Penicillium mononematosum
Lineage: Eukaryota; Fungi; Ascomycota; Eurotiomycetes; Eurotiales; Aspergillaceae
Product: TDA10 family protein
Exons: 4
Coding region: 5-1030 (341 amino acids)
Cellular component (GO): cytoplasm
Source: RefSeq, a predicted model, not a curated record